Molecule: messenger RNA, 2026 nt
Organism: Diabrotica virgifera virgifera (western corn rootworm)
Lineage: Eukaryota; Metazoa; Arthropoda; Insecta; Coleoptera; Chrysomelidae
Product: monocarboxylate transporter 1
Exons: 9
Coding region: 221-1588 (455 amino acids)
Biological process (GO): monocarboxylic acid transport; transmembrane transport
Molecular function (GO): monocarboxylic acid transmembrane transporter activity
Source: RefSeq, a predicted model, not a curated record
AUAAUGACUCUCAUUUGCUGAAGUCUUAGUAUAGUUAAUAUAUUGAAUUAAACAUUUAAAAUAAUACCUGCCUGUGUCAAUAUGUACCUACACUUUGUAUCGUGCCAGCAUAACAAAUCACACAAAAGUGAAAAAGAGAAGUAAAAGAGAAGUCUUUUUAAUACUCAUAUAAUAGGAAUCAAAAAUAGUGUUGUGACUUAGUAUUGUUAAUUUUCAAAAAAUGGAAAAGAGUCCUGAAAAAGUACCUCCAGAGGGAGGCUGGGGAUACUUAAUCACACUAGCUGUGUUUAUUGCUCACUUGUCCACUGUGGUUCCACUUGCAUCGUUUGGCAUUGUUCACGGAAAAUUUCUAGCAUCUCUAGGAGAUGAAACGGCAGGAACUUCUAUUUCCACAUCGCUAUUUAUAGCUGUUACAUGUAGUGCAGGUUUAUUUGGUGGUAUUUUGUUUAACACUUAUAGCUAUCGUACUGUUGGAUUACUUGGAGCUGUCUUACAUUUAAUUGGAUCAAUAUUACUAGUAUUUGCUGAAACUUUAUUUCAAUUUAUAGUUUGUCUCUCUAUUAUACAGAGUUUUGGCGGUGGUUUGCUGUUGCCUUCAGCUUUUUCGUCACUGAACGAAUAUUUCCAUAAAAAAUUAAGUUUGCAGACAGCGAUAGCCCAGAUAUUAAUAACCGUAGCCACUGUUGUAAAUCCUCUGGUAAUGACAUAUUGUGUUCACUCAUACGGAUAUAAAACGACAAAAAUCAUAUUGAUUGGGUACAGUUUGGUGAAUUUUUUUGGUAUGUGGUCGCUUCAUCCUGUAGAAUGGCACACGAAAACUGAAAAAGAUAAAGCUAGCAGUGAUCAAAAAAAUAUUAGAGACCAUGCAGAAAAAGGAGCUUUAUUGGGAGGAGAAAAGGAAAUUGUUUUCUAUUGUUUUAUAGAUCAAGAAAAACACGACAAAGAACGACAAAUUGAAGAGUCAACAUCCACAUACAUGUCCUACUUCGAUCUGCUAAAAAGCGCAAAAUAUCUCAACAUAGCCAUCGGAACUAGCCUCAGUUUUCACGGCGACAACCUUUUUAUCGGGAUGUUGGCGUCAGUUCUGCGUAGCAUUAAUUAUUCCUCGAUAGAUAUUGCCAAAUUAACCAUGGUGCAUUUUGGAUGUGAUCUGAUUACCAGAAUUAUCUAUGCGAGUCUGAGUGCCUUUUACUCGUUUAACAAUAGAUAUUUGGUGUACGGAUCGACGCUGCUCACGGCCAUUUUUAGAAUUUUAUUCGUCAUCAACGAUGGUUACUCAUGGCGGAUGGCAAUCUUAGUUAUACUUGGAAUACUACGAUGUUUUAUACAAACGCCUUACUCCUUAGUCAUUGCAGAAGCAUACCGAGAUAAUUUUGCAAGAGCUUUUACACUGUUUUGUGUCCUCAGUGGAGGAACGAGCUUAGUAUUGGGACCUUUAAUGAGUCUUCUCAAAGGAUUGACCAACAAUGACAAUAUAGCAGUACAGGUUCUUACUGGAGGAAUGUUAUUAAGUGUGUUCAUGUGGACUCUUGAAUUUGUUUAUAUCAAAUUAAGCAAUAAGAACAGAGCAUCCCAGAGAAAUAGUUAAUAAUAAUAAUAUAUCCUAUUCCACGAACAUACGUCUGUUUUGGAUUACUUCGACAACGAAUAUUUUACUGUGCAAAAUAAGAAGAACGAAAGUAAAUUGCAAAUUACAUUGUUGUUUAUUGGAAUAAUUAUUAGCGCCAUUUACUUUCGUACUUCUUAUGUUGCACAGUAAAAUAUUCGUUGUCGAAGUAAUCCAAAACAGGCAUAUGUUCGUGGAAUGGCCCAUAAUAAUACUUUAUUUCCUUUUUGACAAAAAAUUUGUAUAGGAUCAGUCACAAUAAACGUAAAUCUAAAAUUACACUAAACCUAAGAUUAUAAGACAAACACAAACACAAAUAGAAAAUGUAAAAUUACUAAUAUACUCAAAAUAAUGUUAACUAUUAAAAUAUUCUUCAACAGAGUAAAACGUAUUCUGCAAUAAAAAAUCUUUUAAAGUUAA